Molecule: messenger RNA, 1499 nt
Organism: Nematolebias whitei (Rio pearlfish)
Lineage: Eukaryota; Metazoa; Chordata; Actinopteri; Cyprinodontiformes; Rivulidae
Product: endophilin-A2
Exons: 9
Coding region: 124-1227 (367 amino acids)
Biological process (GO): synaptic vesicle uncoating
Cellular component (GO): presynapse; glutamatergic synapse; cytoplasm
Molecular function (GO): protein binding
Source: RefSeq, a predicted model, not a curated record
GCCUAGCAAGUUUUUCAUCCACCUCGUAAAGUUUGGAGACGUGUUGCUCUGCUGAGUUUGUCACUAGUUUUAUUUAGAAUAUUCUUCCAGUCCAGGACCAGGUGGAAACAUUGGCUGUGUAAGAUGUCGGUCGCUGGGUUUAAGAAGCAGUUUUACAAAGCCAGUCAGCUGAUGAGUGAGAAGGUUGGAGGUGCAGAGGGAACCAAACUGGACAAUGACUUUAAGAUACUUGAAAGGAAAGCAGACAUCACCAGCAAAGCAUUACUGGAGGUCAUGAACAAAACAUCAGAGUACCUCCAGCCCAACCCUGCAACAAGAGCUAGACUUAACAUGCUCAACACAGUGUCCAAAAUGCGUGGACAGGUGAGCAAUCCUGGCUAUCCACAACCUGAGGGCCUGCUUGGAGAGUCCAUGACUAAAUAUGGACGAGAAAUGGGCGACGAGACUGGCUUUGGUGGAGCUCUUGUAGAUGUUGGAGAAGCAAUGAAGAGGAUGGCUGAGGUCAAGGAUGCUCUGGAUAUCGAUGUGAAGCAGAAUUUUAUUGACCCUCUCCAAGCAAUUGCUGACAAGGACAUCAAAGACAUUCAGCACCAACUAAAGAAGUUGGAAGGUCGUCGUCUUGACUACGACUAUAAAAAGAAACGUCAGGGGAAAAUCCCAGACGAGGAGAUCAGGCAAGCUCUGGAGAAGUUCCAUGAGUCUAAAGAGCUGGCUGAGAUGUCCAUGCACAACCUGCUGGAAACUGAUCAAGUGGAGCAGAUGAGUCAGCUGGCUUCCUUUGUGGAUUCUCUGCUGCAGUACCACAGGCAGGCCACACAGAUCCUGGAGGAAGUUGAUCAGAAACUGAGAGAAAGUGUGAAUCAGGCACAGUCCCGUCCAAAGCGCGAGUUUAAGCCUAAAUCAAGACAACAAUCCUUUGACUACGGAGAAAGUUCAAACGGAGGAAAUUCGCCUUCUACAAGCCCUCAAGUUCACUCUCCCGCACCAACACAAUACCCAGUUCCAUCCUUCCAAAGGUCCUCUGUCAGGAGCAGACCAUCUGAGCCACAGUGUAAAGCUCUGUAUGACUUUGAGCCAGAAAACGAAGGAGAGCUGGGCUUCAACGAGGGUGACCUCAUCACUUUGGUCAAACAAAUCGACGAGAACUGGUCAGAAGGAAAGCUUCAUGGAAGAACUGGAUACUUUCCCAACAACUACGUGGAAGUGAUUGUGCCCCUGCCGCAGUAAAUCAAGUCAUGCAGGAAAGGAACAUCAGGAUGGUUGAAAGUUACACUAUCUCAGUUAAAGCGCAAACAUAGCAAGGAAGUCGAAACCUUUUUUUAUUCUGGGGUUAUAAACACACUUCUGUCAAGAUUGAAUGGAUCAUAAGAACUACUGGUGGUUCCAUGAUAAGAAAAGUUGUGAUGUUUGGGUGCUUUUGUUAUAAUUCUUUAUAAACUCUUUUUGCACCUAUGCACUUUUUUACACUACAUCUUUUCCACCAAAGUGAAGGCAAAAGA